AUGACCUCGGUCUUCCCGUAUCUACCGGAAAUGAUCGAGAGCUUUGGCGUGACCAAAAGAGAAGUUGCAAAAUGGGCUGGCAUCACAUCAGCCGUCUUCUCCAUUUCACAAUGUCUGACUGCCGUUCUCUGGGGAAGAGCCUCCGAUAAAUUUGGCCGCAAACCUGUCAUCUUAACGAGUCUGACAUGCACCAUGUUAUUAAGCUUGAUAUGGGGCAUGUCAUCAAGUCUUCCAAUGGCCAUUGUUUCGAGAGCUAUGUCUGGUGGUUGUAAUGGAAAUGUCGGUAUCAUUCGAACAAUGGUGGCUGAAAUGGUUCCCGAAAAGGAACUGCAACCAAGAGCGUUUUCCGUAAUGCCCAUGGUAUGGAGUCUUGGAUCAACUUUAGGACCAUCUCUAGGUGGAUUCUUCGCCAAACCUGCUGAAAACCUGUCUGGGAUUUUUGGAGAUAACAAGCUCCUGAUCAAGUUUCCCUUCCUUCUCCCAAACAUCAUCGCCAGUACAUUCUUCCUUAUCGGGAUUACCACUGGAAUCUUAUUCCUCCAAGAAACUCUCGAAACCAAACGCCACAAGAAAGACCCGGGUCGAAUACUAGGCCAGCGCCUUGUAGCUUUCUUUGGGACCCUUUUUCACCUCGACAAGCGCACCAGGAGCUCCCGCCACCAGUCUGCCGUUAAUGAGACCUCGCCCCUCCUCCGGCCCCCCUCUUCUGCUAAUUCCGAUUCCUCGAAAGCUUUCUCCGACUCCUUCACUCCAAAGUCUCCAAAGCCACCGGUCACUCGCCCCACCCUAUCCGAAGUUUUCACACGCCAGUCCGUUAUCAACCUUGCAGCAUACAGCAUCCUUGCUCUCCAUUCCGGGGCCUACGACCAGCUAGUUCCCAUCUUCCUACACCACCCCCGCGAAGACCAUGAUCCAUCUAACACCCACCUGCCCUUCAAAUUUUCCGGCGGGUUCGGCCUGGCCUCCGGUCGCAUCGGAACCAUCUUCACCCUAUACGGUAUCUUCGGCGGGCUCAUGCAAUUCUUCUUCUUCCCGCCCGUGGCCCGGCGACUGGGGGUCCUGCGCUGCUUCAAGCUAUGCGCCGUGACCUUCCCGAUCGUCUAUUUCGUGACUCCCUAUACCGCACUGAUCGAAGAUCCAGCCUGGCAGCAAGCUGUCAUGGUUUGCAUAAUGCUCGUCAAGUGCUUCGCUGGAAUUUUUGCCUUCCCCUGCUCUACCGUCCUACUCACGAACUCCGCGACCAGCCUUCGUAUCCUCGGCACUCUGAACGGCUUCGCCGUUAGCAUCAGCGCCGUAGGGCGAGCGCUCGGUCCGUUCAUGACCGGCACUUCCUUCACAUGGGGCCUGAAAAUCGGAUAUGUGGUUACCGCCUGGUGGUUCCUGGCCUUUAUGGCCCUCCUCGGUGCAAUCCCUGUCUGGUAUCUAGUUGAGAUGGAAGGCUUCUCGAAAACAGCAGACAAUACCGACGAUGAAGAGGAAGAGGAUGAAGGACCAGAGACUCCUAUUGGAGAGCAUAUUCUGGACAAUGAUAGAGUAGCAAACCCCAAUCACGAUGAUGAGACGGAUACUGCCGCUGCUCCUCUACCAUUAAAUGGAAACUCAACGACUAAAUCACGGGAUAUCCAAAAAGCACAAAGUCCCAAACGGGAGAGCUCCCUCGAGAGAAACAUGAGCAAUCCCAUAGGCAUCCUUGGUGGCAGCGUAGGACCUGGUGGAGGCCGAAGAUUAAGUAAUGGGCUUGCGGCUUCGAAUAAUGGAUAUGGUACCGGGGGGACGAGUUUCCAUUGA
Messenger RNA from Amorphotheca resinae ATCC 22711, 1788 nucleotides. RefSeq lists its product as hypothetical. Gene Ontology annotation, biological process: transmembrane transport. The transcript is spliced from 4 exons. Gene Ontology annotation, molecular function: transmembrane transporter activity. The record is from RefSeq and is a predicted model, not a curated record. The coding region runs from base 1 to 1788 and encodes 595 amino acids. NCBI's taxonomy places the organism in Eukaryota, Fungi, Ascomycota, Leotiomycetes, Helotiales, Amorphothecaceae.